AUGGCCACGCCGUGCGCUCUGCUCUGGCCGCGGCUGCCUCCGCUCCUGCCGCUGCUGCUGCUGCCGCUCCUGCUGCUGCUGCUCGGGGUCUCCCAGACUCGGGGCUCACCGCCCUUGCUGGUGCCCACAGCCUCCCCUCGGGGCCAGCUAAGCGGAGCUCACCUCCCGGCCGCGGACCUGGAACCAGAGCGGGAGCCAGGCCCCGCUUUCGGGCUUCCGCCGCCUCUGCUGCCUGUGUCCUGGGAGCGGGAGAACAGCACCGGGGCCCCAGAGUCCCCUGGCCGCGUCGACCUUCCUCCCCACCGGGGAGCUGCGACGCAGCGGGGAGGGCUCCGCCAAGCCCCCGGGGGCCGGAGCGCGAUCACGGCUGCCAUGAAAAGUCACAAACCAGAUAAAAGUUCUGAGCUUCGAAGAGAAAAUUUUACCACCUCUUCUCUCAAUUACAAAAACAUUUCAACUGUGGUUCUCCAAGGUCUUCAGAAGUUUCAGAAUUCCAGCAACAGCAGGACCACACUGGAUGCCUCAGGAAGCACCAUGCUUGCACUGGAAACAUCAAAAUCCAGAGGGAGUACGACCUCAUACACUAGGAUGAAUGCUACUCCAUCGCUUGGACACUUCUCAGAGAUACCCUCUGUCCCGUCCUCUCAGAAAAACUCCUCAGCCCUGGAAAGCUUCCAUCAGGCGUCUAACCAUUCAGAGUCAGAAGGAAGGACUGCCACCUUUGUGACCAUCUCAGACUUCCUGACAAGGGGAAAAGAGAGGACAUUCAGGUCUCUAACUAGCAUUACUCCUUCCAUGGAAGCCAGAGAAGGAGCUAUUCCAUCUACAGAAAUAUCUACUCCUUCCAGUUUGAUGCAUACUUCAACUUCUGUAUUGGAGACUGAAGGACCAAAUAUCUUCUCUUCUGGAAGAAAUCACACAAAACUGCUGCUAUGGCCACAUUUCUCCAAGACAUCAACUUACCCCUCUCCCUCAACCAAGUCUCCAUCCCCCGAAAUUAGGACAGAAUCAAGGAACUCAAUCGCUUUAAAUCCUUUGGCCAAUCAGACAGACAGGACAAACGCUUCUAUCACAUUCAUCCAAGACGCCUCAAGGACUUCAGCUAAUAGAAGUUGGUUGGUAAAUGGACCAGAAGGCUCAACUAAGUAUUCUGGAAUGGCCGGCUCUUCAGUGUCCACCCAUGCCUCAUCUUCCUUAGGGGAGGCCGGAAGAAAAAGUACAGUGACAAGAAACCCGAAUGAUGCAAAAUCCAUCGAGCCUUCAACAGACGACACAUCUGAACGUCCUUCUUCCAGGACCUCCACUCUGUCUUUACAAAAUGAUUCCCCAACCUUUGAAGGAGACCAUUGGCUGCCUAUUAGCGAUGCUGAUGUUGGGGAUGACAAUUCUAGGACUCAGACUGAGGCUGGGCUCCAUUUAGAGACUUUCACCAGAGAUGGGAAGGACAUGUCCCACUGGUCCAUAGCCAACCAAAGAGCUUUUGUGGAUGUGAAUGAAAACUCCACUUUGUAUCCUGAAAUUGUGAACCCUUUAGUCCUGACCCAGCUCUCCAAGCAGUGGCCAGAAAGUGGCACAGAUCCAGAUGAUACGCAUCUCCUUGAGCCUUCCACAGGAUCUUUGUCAGCAUCUUCCUCAGAGACGCUGGAUUCUUCAUCCCAGAGUCAUCCUUUACACACUGAAGGGAGCCAUGAGCUGGGGAGAAGGUCAGAUUCGGAAGAAAGUACUUCUAGUUUUCUUCAUCCCAGUCCAGACACCUCAGCUACUUCAUCUAGGAAUGGAGAAAGGACGUUGCGAUCUCUUACCAAUAGCAGUCUGCCUUCUGAUGGAGAGGAGCACUCCACGAUGCUUCUCCGUGGCACAGAGGGCACCAUUGCUCACAUGGGAGUCACAGACACCACAAACUCUGUCUCAGCUUCAUCAGACACUUUGCAGACCCAAGAUGCCCCUGGAAGUAACCAUGGACCAAUGGGCAGCGCACAUAUAGGAAAAAGGACACCCAGCUACCAUACAGACAGCACAUACAUUUCAUCAGCCUUCACCAAAGGAAAAGACAGAACAUUAUUGUCUAUUACAAAUAACAGCACAUCUCCAGACACCAUUGAAACCUCAACCACCUACAACAGAACCUCGAGCUCUUCGACUUUGGAACAGUCUUCUUCUUCUUCUUCUUCUUCUUCUUCUUCUUCUUCUUCUGCUCUUCCCAAAGGAAAUAACAUCUCAUCAAGCGAAGGGGAAUUUGUCCUUCCUUCCACUGAACCACUGGUUGUGAGUUCUUCUGAUUUACCAGCAUACACAUCUACAGUCAGUGUUCCCCCAAACACUUUGUUACUUCAAGUCUCCAAAUCUGUGUCCACUGAUGACUCCCCUCCAUCUUCAUCAUUGCCACCUUUGCCAUCCCCCUCAGUGUCACAGCUCAGUCAAUCAUUUUCCUCAACCUCAUGGCCAACACUGCCUUCUUCUCCACUCUUGUUUUCCAUGGCUGAAUCUUCCAAGUCCACGUCUUCCUCACUGCCACCUUUAUCAACCUACUUGGCAGAAUCCACCCCGUCCCCAAUAACAUUCCAACAAUCGUCUUUACCGCACUUGUCUUCUACCUCAGUCCUCCCCAGUGAUGAUCCUGGGGCAAGAGAGUCCUCUGUGACAUCACCUGAUACACUGACAGAUUUAUUCACUACUGUGGUUCACAGUAGCCCAUCAGUAGAUCAGAAGAAUAAGAGUGUCCCCUACCAGGAGAAAACCAGUAUAGGGUCAAAGUUACAACCAAGUCUUCCACCAACAGAAUCAACCAAAGUGCUAAAUAAUUCUACAGCCAAGGUCCCUUUACCUCCAGUCCCAACAGAGUCCUUCAGAGAGCCAACCCUCCUGGCCGCCACCACCAAUUCAGCCCAACCAUCAGCAGUUAUGACAACCACCACUCACACAACUAUUCAGCCUUCAACAAUCUCAACUGAUCUCCCACCUCCAAUAAGUGUUCUUACAACUGUGAAAGCAACAACCAAGAAAACCGUUCUACCCAUUGAACCCAGGACCACGAUGUCUCAGAGAACCACCGAAGGUUCUGCUACCACUGAAGCCAGCAGAGUGGAGACACAGGCCACCACCAUAUCGAUCCCCACCACUGGUAUAUUCACACCUGUGCUAGACCUGAGUUCAAGGGGAGCAAACCAAGAAGAGGACACUCCCACUGCCCAUUUUCCCAUGGUAUCAUCUCUUUCCCCCCAAACUACAAAGACUUCUACUCCUGCACCCUUGACUCUUAAGCCAACCACUGUAGUCCCACUGAGCAGCACGAGACCAAUGAUGACAUCACCUUCAACAACAGUCAAUAGAUGUGCUGCAAACCCUUGUCUUCAUGAUGGGAAGUGCGUUGUGGAUUCCAGUGGCCUUGGAUAUCGGUGUAUCUGCACCCCUUCGUGGAAAGGCGAUGACUGCAGUGUGGAUGUGAACGAAUGUCUGUCAAACCCCUGCCCGCCUCUGGCCAUAUGCAACAACACCCAGGGAUCCUUUGUCUGCAGAUGUCCUGUUGGGCACCAAUUAGAAAAAGGAAUCUGUAACUUGGCUAGAACAUUUGUGACAGAAACUAAGUUAAGAAAAACUUUUGCUAAUGCUACUCUUGAAAAGCAUUCAGAACUGCGUCAAGUUGAAGAUGAGAUCAUCAAAAUGCUAAAUAUAUCUCUUUCAACAUUACCUGGUUACACCAGAUCCACUGUCCAAGCUGUCAGGGAUUCCGGCACUGUGGUCGUCUCGCUGCAAACCACCUUCUCCUUGGCAUCCAACGUGACGGUGUUUGAAUUGGCAGAGAGAGUACAGAAAUACAUUAGCACUUGCACAUCCCCUGUGGAAACCUGCCAAUUCUUGAAGUCUCUGGGAAGGCUCUUCAGAGCUGGUAGUUUAUGUAAAAAGAAAAGUCCGGAAUGUGACAAAGAGACAUCCAUCUGCACCGAUUUGGAAGGUGUUGCUCUGUGUCAGUGCAAGGCUGGUUACUUCCAGUUUAACAAGAUGGAUCAUUCCUGCCGAGCAUGUGAAGAUGGAUACAGACUUGAAAAUGAAACCUGCAUGAGUUGCCCAUUUGGUCUUGGUGGACUCAACUGUGGAAACCCUUAUCAGCUUAUCACUGUGGUGAUUGCAGCCGCUGGAGGUGGGCUCCUUCUCAUCCUAGGAAUUGCACUGAUUGUUACCUGCUGCCGAAAGAAUAAAAAUGACAUAAGCAAACUCAUCUUCAAAAGUGGUGAUUUCCAAAUGUCCCCAUAUGCCGAGUACCCCAAGAAUCCUCGAUCACAGGAAUGGGGCCGAGAGGCCAUUGAAAUGCAUGAAAAUGGAAGUACUAAGAACCUCCUCCAGAUGACCGAUGUCUAUUACUCUCCCACAAAUGUCAGGAACCCAGAACUUGAACGAAAUGGCCUCUACCCUACCUACACUGGCUUGCCAGGAUCUCGGCAUUCUUGUAUCUUUCCUGGACAAUAUAACCCUUCUUUCAUCAGUGAUGAGAGCAGGAGAAGAGACUACUUUUAACACCACAGGACAGUGCGUAGCCACUGUCAUUCUGUGUUAUUUACACAUGAAUUCUAUCUACUCAAGGAAUGGAACCAGGAAGACCCCCGGAACACUUGCUGUUUCACAGACCAUUCAAAGCUGAAGUUUCCAUGGCAGACAAGGGAUGGGACAGAAGAUUUAAAGAUGGCAAAGACUGAAAAGAAUUGCUCAGUUACAGGCUGCUUAUUCUUUACUCUUCAGUGUUCAUAUGUGUUACUGUGAAAUGUGAUAAAUGGUCAGUAAGAACAGA
Molecule: messenger RNA, 4783 nt
Organism: Vombatus ursinus (common wombat)
Lineage: Eukaryota; Metazoa; Chordata; Mammalia; Diprotodontia; Vombatidae
Gene: HEG1
Product: heart development protein with EGF like domains 1
Exons: 18
Coding region: 1-4512 (1503 amino acids)
Biological process (GO): heart development
Molecular function (GO): calcium ion binding
Source: RefSeq, a predicted model, not a curated record